AUUGUUGCCUGUUUAAGAUGUUCUGUUGUAUAAGUAGAAGGGGGGUUGUUUGCUUAAGUAAGGUGGGUGGAUGUUGAGGACCUCGGAUGUCACUUACUCCUAGAAUAUUUUUACGAUAGUGCUUAUUAUCAACAAAUAAAAUCAUUUACAGUUGGCUGUAAAAGUAAAAUUAUGAAAUGAUGCAUAAACAAGUGUAAAAUAGUGUACUUUUGAUAUGGUUUGGCCGUAAGCAUGUGUACAUCCAUACAAUUUUUUUUAACGUUCCUUAGAUCGAGGCCACUAGGUUUUCUGGACCAUCUCGCUCCCUGUAGUUCAUGACGCGGCAUCGAAAAUCUAGUAUGGCGGCGCCCUGUUCGUAAGGUGUCAGGAAAUACAAGUUCGCAAUUGUUGAAUAAAGAAGCGUCUUCGUUUCAAGCCGUUCAUAUCGAAGGAUGGGAUUCUUUCGUUUAUUUUGUAAGUCGAAUCAAUGGAAUUCGAUCCAAGUUCGGGUUCGACUGCUAAGUAUUCAACAAACUGUCGCCAAAGUACUGAGGGAAAUCCCGCAAAGUAAGCCGUUGUCGCCACAGAAUCUAUCAACAAACCAAACGAAGGACGUCUAUAGUCGUAUUAAAUGCCUGAUCGGGAUCGAGUUGCCACAUGUACUGUCCGGACUGCGCUGUCCAAAAUACCGCAGGGAUUUAACCCAACCCGGGCGCUGCUAUUGCACAUCAACCAAGAUCUCCAGAGACGUCGUUCUGUUCCAUCACGACCGAACACGCUUCGUACGCCUCCUGGCGACCUUCUGCGGCGCUCAGACUCUCUUCUGGACCUACCUUGCACAUUUCGCUUACACUGGUUUAAGAAACGACAGCUCUUUAAAAGAACAACGCAAAGUUACCACCACGGGCCUUGCCGGGUUUUGGAGCUUCGAUAUCAAUUUAGGAAGAAGUGUUUGGAGAUACGGGUUUACAGGAGGGUGUCUUGCGGUGGGAGCAGGCAUCAUAGGACUUGGCGUCCUGUUUUGUCGCCGUUCUGUGAGUCGGGUGAUUUUGCACCAAGGAGGCAAGAUGGUGACAGUGGCGACCCAGUCCCCCCUGGGACUGGACAAAGGUCGGCAAAUAACCGUGCCUCUGUCCCGCGUCGCCUGCCACGCCCACAGGAACGAGUCCCCCUCGUUUAUUCCACUCAAGAUUAAGGACAAUAUAUUCUAUUUUCUUUUGGACAAAGAAGGGACAAUAAACAAUGCUCAAUUGUUUGAUGUAACUGUUGGGGCAUAUCGACCACUCUAAUUGAACAAUUGGGUACCAAAGAUUAUGUCAAACAAUUUGUCAUGAAACCAAUUGUAUUUAUGAUCUGUGGAAUCAAUUGUAAGGGGAAAAAAUUGGUAGUUUACCAACAACUGUUUCAAAUAAAUUCCAAUGAUGGUGAA
Molecule: messenger RNA, 1408 nt
Organism: Gadus macrocephalus (Pacific cod)
Lineage: Eukaryota; Metazoa; Chordata; Actinopteri; Gadiformes; Gadidae
Gene: tmem223
Product: transmembrane protein 223
Exons: 1
Coding region: 432-1268 (278 amino acids)
Biological process (GO): nervous system development
Cellular component (GO): mitochondrion
Source: RefSeq, a predicted model, not a curated record